AUGAAGGGAAUCAAGGCAUUCGGCCUUGCCUUGGUGUACUCGAGCUUUGCCCCGUUUACAUUGGCAUUGGAAUACUCCUUUACCCAAAACGUUACUGCCCAAGGUAUGAAUGGCGCUGUAUCCUGUGAGAACAGUAUAUGCAGUCAGGCUGGGGCUUCAAUGUUACGACGAGGUGGAAAUGCCGCGGAUGCUAUUGUUGCCACAGUUCUUUGCGUGGGGGUUACUGGACUGUAUAACAGUGGAAUCUCUGGAGGAGGGUUUGCCCUUGUCCGACUUCCAAACAACACAUACGAGAUGGUCGACUUCCGCGAGAAAGCACCAGGUUAUGCAAGCGAGACAAUGUUUGUAAACGACAAGAAUGCCUCCCAGGUUGGUGGAAAAGCUAGUGGCGUCCCUGGGCAGCUACGUGGUCUCGAGUAUAUCCGCAAACGAUAUGGCAAAUUAGAUUGGAAAACUCUCAUUGCGCCAGCCAUUGAGGUGGCUGAUACUGGUUUCCUCUUUGGCCAUGACAUGGAGUGGAUGGUGAACUGGACAUUGAAAAAUGCCCCCUUGUUGAAUUCCUCUCAGCCAAAUCUAUUCACUCAGGAUCCUGCUUGGAAGCCGGACUUUGCUCCCAACGGGACGCUCCUCAAAAGAGGAGAUAUCAUGACUCGAAAGAGAUACGCAGGAGCGUUAAGGAACAUCUCAGACAACGGCGCCGAGGACUUUUACACCGGUUCAACUGCCAGAACUAUGCUACGAGCAAUAAGGCACUAUGGUGGUAAUAUGACAGAGAGAGACCUGAUGAAUUACACCGUUGUCCAACGGGAACCAAAACAGGUCCAAUAUCGGAAUUACACCUUGACCAGCACAGUUGCUCCCAGUAGUGGCACCGUUCUCCUCAACAUUCUUGGCGUUUUGGACAAUUAUGAUGACUUUUUCACAAAUACAUCAACAACAAAUCGGAGCACUCAUCGGAUGGUCGAGGCUAUUAAGUUUGGAUAUGCUUAUAGAAACUCUUUUGGUGACCCAGGAUUUGUUCCGAAUGUUACCAAUCUGGAGACCACUAUGUUGUCUCAAGCGCGAAUUCAGAGGAUUUAUCGUAAUAUUGAUGAUAAUAGUGUUCAUGGGAACGUCAGCUUCUACGACCCUGACCAUAAGUGGACUCCAGAGUCGUUUGGUACUUCGCAUAUGGUGACAUCUGAUAAAGAUGGCUUGGUUUUCUCCCUGACCACAACGACAAAUCUUCCCUUCGGUAGCCAUGUCAUGGUCCCUGAAACCGGAAUCGUAUUGAAUUCCCAGAUGGAUGACUUCUCUACUCCUAACACCACUAACGGAUUCGGGUAUCCUCCUACUCCAAACAAUUUUAUCAAACCCGGAAAACGCCCUCUGUCUUCUAUCUCACCAAUCAUUGCUGUUCGCGAUGAUGGCAGCUUUGCAUUUGCUACAGGAGCUGCUGGAGGAAGCCACAUCCCUACCACGACUCUGCAGACCUUGAUUCAUGCUUUGGACGAAAAUCUGUCGCCAAGUGACGCCUUGGCUCGCCCACGGCUGCAUGAUCAAUUGUUCCCAAACUAUGUUGAAAUCCCUGACACUUACAACAACGCCACUGUCGACUAUUUAGUAAGCCUCGGGCACGAAAUCAAGAGAGUAGAUGAGUGGAGUUACGCACAGGCAAUCUCCCAAUCUCCACAAGGUCUAUUCGUUGCUGCAGCAGAACCGAGACAGCUUGAAUCAGGGGCCUUCGCGGUUUAG
This is a messenger RNA of Penicillium subrubescens, 1734 nucleotides long. Its product is annotated as gamma-glutamyltransferase family protein. Gene Ontology annotation, molecular function: glutathione gamma-glutamate hydrolase. The transcript has 7 exons. The record is from RefSeq and is a predicted model, not a curated record. NCBI's taxonomy places the organism in Eukaryota, Fungi, Ascomycota, Eurotiomycetes, Eurotiales, Aspergillaceae. Gene Ontology annotation, cellular component: plasma membrane. Gene Ontology annotation, biological process: glutathione catabolic process. The coding region runs from base 1 to 1734 and encodes 577 amino acids.